GUUCUAAAACGAUCGAUCGAACCAGGGUUAACAAAACCCCAAGUCUGAAACAAGAAUUGAAGUGAGAAUGGCUGCGGAGGAAGAAAUCGCGGUGAAGGAGCCUCUGGAUCUCAUUCGGCUCAGCCUCGACGAGCGUAUCUACGUCAAGCUUCGUUCUGACAGAGAGCUUCGCGGCAAGCUUCAUGCUUAUGAUCAGCAUCUCAAUAUGAUUCUUGGUGAUGUUGAAGAAAUUGUUACUACUGUGGAAAUUGAUGAUGAGACAUAUGAAGAAAUUGUGAGGACUACAAAGAGAACAGUUCCUUUCCUGUUUGUUAGAGGAGAUGGGGUGAUAUUGGUUUCUCCACCAUUGAGGACUGCAUGACAUGGACUGAUGAAUCUUGUGAUCAUUUUAAUGACAAUCAUCGUAAAAGGAAUUGUAUAACUUCUUAAGUAAAGUACUGAUCUCAUUGCAUAUGAUUAGAUUAGCUUCUCAUUUGGUAUGUUUGCUAGUGAUUUCUGUUAAACAGACAGUUUUACGUUCUGUUUUUAGCAUGAGAAUCAGGGCAUGCUCAUGAACAAGGCUUUUGGCUGCAGCAUGGAGCUGUCGUUAUAUAUAGGCUCCAUGCCUUGAAUUGA
Messenger RNA from Lotus japonicus, 615 nucleotides. RefSeq names its product sm-like protein LSM3B. Lineage: Eukaryota; Viridiplantae; Streptophyta; Magnoliopsida; Fabales; Fabaceae. Gene Ontology annotation, cellular component: P-body; U4/U6 x U5 tri-snRNP complex; catalytic step 2 spliceosome. The transcript is spliced from 3 exons. Gene Ontology annotation, biological process: mRNA splicing, via spliceosome; P-body assembly. Bases 68 to 361 code for a protein of 97 amino acids. Gene Ontology annotation, molecular function: RNA binding. The record is from RefSeq and is a predicted model, not a curated record.